Molecule: messenger RNA, 336 nt
Organism: Linum trigynum
Lineage: Eukaryota; Viridiplantae; Streptophyta; Magnoliopsida; Malpighiales; Linaceae
Source: the annotation of a GenBank genome assembly
AUGAGGCUUCUCAUCUAUAACUGCCGCGGUUUGGGAAGUAAGCGGGCAGUUAGAGCUUUGAGGUCGCUAUUGCGACAAACUUCCCCGCAAGUUGUUUUCUUGAUGGAAACAAAACAAACAACGUCAGAAAAUGAAGAGCCAAGAAAGGAAUUAGGCUUUAUUCAUGGCGAUAGCUGGGCAAUGGAUACCUCAAGGGGUGGCCGAGCUGGCAGGCUCAGCCUUUGGUGGGUGGAGGAGGUAAAUAUAUCGGUUAUGUAUGCCUCGUUGCACUGCAUUGAUGUGAAAGUGGUGGACCAUGGUGAUGUAGUGUGGAGGUUUACGGGUAUGUACGGCUAG